AUGCAGUUCUUCACCAGCCUCGUCGUCGUUGCCCUGGCCUUCACCGGCGUCUCCACUGCGUCCCCCGCCAACAAGCCUACUAUCACCAAGCCCACCGUCAACAAGCCCGUCAUCAACAAGCCCGAGGUCAAAAGCACCAGCCAGCAGGUGUCGUGCAGCAACGAAAUGACCCCCUUCUGCUGCGUGACCGACUUCAGCACCGUCGCCGGGGACAAGAACAAGAAGAACAGCGGCAGCAAGGGCAAGGAGACCACCACCUGCUCCCAGGGUGUCACCAAGUGCGAUGGCACCAUGGUCUGCUGCAACAGCCAGGCCUUUGGCACCGGCAAUGCCGACCAGAGAUGCUCUGCCGGUAUCACCGUCGUCACCGAGACCAAAGACAUCGACCUCACAGACGCCGUCUUCCUGGACCUCAAGCAGAUCUAA
Molecule: messenger RNA, 426 nt
Organism: Pyricularia pennisetigena
Lineage: Eukaryota; Fungi; Ascomycota; Sordariomycetes; Magnaporthales; Pyriculariaceae
Exons: 2
Coding region: 1-426 (141 amino acids)
Source: RefSeq, a predicted model, not a curated record